Messenger RNA from Oryzias melastigma (Indian medaka), 1167 nucleotides. Its product is annotated as charged multivesicular body protein 6. Gene Ontology annotation, cellular component: ESCRT III complex; multivesicular body. NCBI's taxonomy places the organism in Eukaryota, Metazoa, Chordata, Actinopteri, Beloniformes, Adrianichthyidae. Gene Ontology annotation, biological process: late endosome to vacuole transport via multivesicular body sorting pathway; vesicle budding from membrane. The coding region runs from base 258 to 881 and encodes 207 amino acids. The transcript has 8 exons. The record is from RefSeq and is a predicted model, not a curated record.
CAUGAUUUUACCAUUGUCAACCAAAGUUGAAAUAGUCGUUUGUUACUGAUUAUCAAGAAAGAAACUUUGGUUAAGGCGAACGAAGCAUUUUGGUCCUUCUUCGCUUGCCGUAGAAAACACGGAAAAACAGUGAAGACUGUCGGCAGUUAGCCUGCUAGCCGCCGAGAUUACUUAACAACAUCGUAAUAAAAUGGUUUUUGAGAAAUACUAUUUUACAUGUGAGUUAGAUGGGCGUAUUGUGGAGAUGUGACUAAAUAAUGGGAAACGUUUUUGGGAGAAAUAGUCAACCUUCUCGUGUAACGGACCAAGAUAAAGCUAUACUGCAAUUAAAGCAACAAAGAGACAAACUGAAGCAGUAUCAGAAGAAAAUCACCUUCCAGGUGGAUAAAGAGCGACUCUUGGCUAAGCAGUUACUAAAAGAUGGCAAGAAGGAGAAAGCACUGGUGCUCCUUAAGAAAAAACGCCAUCAGGAUCAGUUAUUAGAAAAGACUGACACCCAGAUUUCCAACCUGGAACACAUGGUUCAAGAUAUUGAGUUCUUGCAAAUUGAGAUGAAUGUCAUUGAGGGGCUGAGGGUUGGAAACGAAUGCCUGAAGAGUAUGCAGCAGUUAAUGUCAAUAGAAGAAGUGGAAAAAAUCCUGGACGAGACUCAAGAAGCAGUUGAAUAUCAAAGGCAAAUAGAUGAGUUGUUGGCGGGUUCAUUGACACAGGAGGAUGAAGAUGCCGUUUUAGCAGAGUUUGAAGCUAUUUCUCAGGAAGACGAUGUUGCACUUCCUGAAAUCCCCAACGAGCCUAUCCCACAUGUACCUAAAUCUGCUGAACUUGAACGAGAGAGAAAAGAAGCAAAGAGUAAGCCCAACAGAGAGAUGCUGGCCGCCUGACAGCUUCUUUGUUUGCUAAACAUUUUUCAACUAAUGAGAAGUGGAGCAGCCCAAAAGUUGCGUCCUAGUUUUGAUAUGCGAGUGUGGAAUCUUAAAGACUCUGGAGGAUUUUCAUCAUUUUUCCAGUUUAGUCGCUGCUCCCUUGAAUAAUUUCAAAAAGUGUUUAAUCUCUGUUGGAUUACAAAAACAGUGUUAAGCAGGAGAAGAAACUGACUUUUAGAUGCUUUUAACAUUAAUUUAUUGUACAUAUUACAUUCAUUGUAAUAAAUGAUGCUGUAAAAAAAAA